Molecule: messenger RNA, 1825 nt
Organism: Daphnia pulicaria
Lineage: Eukaryota; Metazoa; Arthropoda; Branchiopoda; Diplostraca; Daphniidae
Gene: Tfb1
Product: general transcription factor IIH subunit 1-like
Exons: 9
Coding region: 71-1741 (556 amino acids)
Biological process (GO): nucleotide-excision repair; transcription by RNA polymerase I; transcription by RNA polymerase II
Cellular component (GO): transcription factor TFIIH core complex; transcription factor TFIIH holo complex
Source: RefSeq, a predicted model, not a curated record
UCGUUUAUGGUUUCCUUUCCAGCAGACGACAAACGGAAAAAGUUAUUUGCACAUUGUAAUAUUUUCGAGAAUGACUUCCUCAUCAUCAGAAAGCAUACUUUUAUUAGUUCCUCACGUUAAACUUAAGAAAAAUGAAGGAGAACUAUAUUUGAUGUCCGAACGAUUGGGGUGGAUGGUUGGUAAUAAAGACAGUUUCAAUGUAACGCAUAAAUAUUGUGAUAUAAAAACUCAAAAGAUUUCACCUGAAGGAAAACCUAAAGUGCAGUUGCAAGUCUGCUUGCAUGAUGGAAAUGCCACAACUUUUCAGUUUGUUAAUCCAGCAGGACAAGCUGAACAGAUGGCUGACCGAGACAAAGUAAAAGAUCUGCUUCAACUAACCCUGCCUAAAUUUAAGAGGAUGAUUAACAAAGAUCUUGAAGAAAAGAAACUUUUUCUGUCUGAAAAUCCACAAUAUCGGCAGCUAUACAUGGAUCUUGUAAAAUCAAAUGUCAUAUCAGCUGAAGAAUUUUGGGCUGACCAUGCAACUCAGUUUAUCAAACAACAACAAGAUGCUAAAAAUGCUAGUCAACAGGAUGUCGGUAUCUCAGCUUCAUUCUUGGCUGAUAUCAAACCUCAGAUUACAGAUGGCUGUAAUGGUGGUGUCAGGUAUCUUCUAACAUCUGAUGUGAUGGCCAGCAUAUUCAGAACAUACCCAUCUGUUAAACAAAAACAUCUUAAAUGUGUACCAAACAAAAUGACUGAAGAAGAAUUUUGGAAAAAGUUUUUCUCUUCCCACUAUCUGCAUCGAGAUAAAAACAUCAAUGAUACUAAAGAUUUGUUUACGGAUUGCGGCAAGCAGGAUGAGCAAAUCCUAAGACAAGAUUUAUCAACUGCCAUCAAAGACCCACUCCUUGAUCUAACUACCCUUAAUGAUGUUGUUGAAGAAGAAUCCUCUUCAACUCCAUCAAACUCCAAAAUUAACAAUAUUGCCCAUCAAAACAUGAUCCGACGGUUUAAUCAGCAUUCCAUUUUAGUAUUAAAAGCAUCGGAACAAGCACCUGGGGAACAAGCACUGGAAUCUUCUGUUCCCGAACCCGCUCCGUCAAAGAGGAUUCGGUUACAAGAAGCGAUGUCGUAUGAGGAUUUGGAAUCUAAUGACACAGACCCUACCGUUCAAUUGAAUCUUUCACGUAUUGAGAGAUACUUAAAUGGUCCUCCUACAACAGUGCAAUCACAAACAGGGGUUAACGGAAAUGGAUUAACUGCUGCUCAUUUUGAUAUUGAUGCCAACGCCUUCAAAUCUAUUCUAGGUCGAUGGAUGCGUGGAGGUGGAGAAAGAUAUAAUCCGUUGGAUGUGCUCAAUUCCGCAACAGCAGUAAACGUCUUAGGUGAAUUGUCGAUCGGUGGAACACUUAUGAGAGGCUCUCAACCAAAUUCGGCGAUUCAUUUGACCAGUGAAUUGCAAAAAGAGCUGAAAGAACUGUACGUCUCAUUAAGUGAAAUUCUUAAGCAUUUUUGGGCUGCUUUCCCUCCGUCGUCGCCUGAACUCGUUCAAAAGACCAAUCGCAUGAUUGAUGCUCUACACAAAUUUAAUCAAGCAAAGUUGGCCCCUUACGAACAGAAACUUAUUCAGGCUAGCACGUCAAGUGAGGCAGAAAAUAUUCUGAAGCCCCUGAGAUUCCAACUACAGGCAGCCAUAAGGAAACAUUCCCAAUUAUCUGAAAGGCGUCCUUUGCCAAGAGCAGCCGUAUCUUCAAUGUGAAUCAUCUCCAUAGAAAAUUUCAGGGUUAUAUUUCAGGCUAUGGACGCACAGUGCGUACCUCAAAUAUAAAUUGUAUUAAACGAU